AUUAUUUCAAAACACAGCUGGCGAUACCUCGUGUUUUGAGGAGCGGACAGCAUUUGGAGAGGAGAAAAACGUCGCAUGGAAGAAAAUAAGGAUACACGUACACCAGGAUCAGAAAACUCCAGCAAAGUACCCAAAGAGGUUCAGGAGUUUGUGAAAAAUUCUGAUAGUUUCAAAGAAAAAUAUGAUAUUGCACAAGAACUUGGUGGAGGAAAUUACGGCGGUGUUUUUAGCGCUUGGUAUAAGGGUAAAAAUAAAACAUUUAAAGAGCGCGAAGUAGCACUUAAAAUUAUGGAAGAGUCAAGUUUUAAAGACAGUGAAAUAGAAAGUAAUCUGACAUUUUUAAAAGAAGGCCCAUGUGAAAAUUUAGUACAAUUUAUCCAUCUAGAUAAUAUUACUUACAACAAUAAAAAGUUUUAUAUAGUGGUGAUGGAACUUUGUACGGGAGGAACUCUUGACAAAUCCAAAUUUCAGGACAGGUACAAGGAAUAUGAGUUCCAAUUGCACAUAUUGAGAGGCCUAUUUAAGGGACUAAUAUUCAUUCAUUCCUUUGAUCUCGUGCACCAUGACAUACAUGAAGGCAACAUUCUUUUUAAAAGCGAGUCCGACCCUACUGUUAAGUAUGGUGAUUUCGGUUUAACAAAAGAAGAAGCUUCACACACGAAGUGGGAUGACACCAAACGUCUUACAGUCACACUUAUCCGUGUUGUGUUUAAAAUAAAAUCUUCUGUUUCCCUUAAAGUCGGUGAUAUUGCAUCCAAGCUUAGAGAUAAAGAAGUCUCCAAGAACAUUAUAGAAGUUAUUGUAGGACUAAGAGAGAGAAGCAUGGACCUCGAGGACGCCUUAGAGAAAAUUGAAGAUAUGAUAAGAAAACAACCGAAAGAGGGAGAUGACAGAAUUACAGCAUCUGCUCCUGAAGGCUCCUGUUUUCCAAGUACAUCUGGAUUGCAAGGAAGAAGGAAAUCAAAUCAAGAGGAUGGUGCAUGUAAUCAUAUCCAGAAACGCAGAAAGAUAGACGCUGCUCAAGUUGAAUUCAAAGUAAACGAUGUCGAGAUACUGUUCGAUUAUCUUUCACGUAGGUUAGUUGGUCCAGGUACUUCCCUAGAACUGUGUGUUGCACUCUUACACGAAACCACAGUUGUCGAAAGUUGUAAGACAAGGUAUAGUCCUGAAAUUUCUUUUAAAAUCAUGAAUACAUGGAAGUGCAGACGUCCCGAACUUGACCACGCGGAGGAACUGAAGAACGCACUCAAGGAAAUAGGAAGGCUGGAUCUGGCGGAAGACAUCGGAAACUUUUCUAUUGAAAGCUUUCGACAUCAUCAUAUUGAAAUAGAGGGGCCAGAAAUAUAUGUUGGUGAAGACGAUUUUGUACAAAUAUCUAGGCAUCUUGCUCAUACAUACGUGCACGUUGUUCGCUAUCUUGGACUACGACAAAAAGAUAUUGAUAAACUAGAAACCAACUUCCCAUGUGACAUAAAAACGAAAAUUAUCAAAGCAUUGAAAAUAAUUAAAAACAAUUUUCCAUCUCUGAAUAGAAAACAUGUUUGUGAUGCUUUGUACUAUGCUGAAGAAAAUGAUGUAAUUGUUGUUCUUAACAAGGGGUGGGGAAAAGCUUGAUCAUGUAAUAUCCUCGGUGUGUGCUAACUUGUAUCCAUUUAUGAAACAUAGGUAUCCUCUUUCAAUUUCUUGAUUAUAAACAUGUACAUGUAUGCAUGUUUGUAUGUUUGAUAAACUCUUGAUCAUAAAUAAAAAC
Saccostrea cuccullata (small rock oyster) is the source of this 1750-nucleotide messenger RNA. RefSeq lists its product as uncharacterized. The transcript is spliced from 6 exons. The record is from RefSeq and is a predicted model, not a curated record. Gene Ontology annotation, cellular component: nucleus. Gene Ontology annotation, biological process: protein phosphorylation; mitotic DNA damage checkpoint signaling. Lineage: Eukaryota; Metazoa; Mollusca; Bivalvia; Ostreida; Ostreidae. Bases 76 to 1614 code for a protein of 512 amino acids. Gene Ontology annotation, molecular function: ATP binding; protein serine/threonine kinase activity.